AUGGGCCUGCUGGCGUGUAGAGACUGUGGACUCUGGGGAAGAGCAAAGCAUUCGAACCUGGCUCUCCGAUCUUCCUCGGAAUCGACGACGUGGAUCUCCAGCCUUAUCAUUCACAGUUGCCUCUCUAUCCUGCGUGCGUAUGCGCCCGCACACCCACAUGCACAAAGGAUCGAAAAGAGAUCAUCCAAAGGUUUAUUUCUCGAAGUUUACUUUUGCACACGAGCGUGUUUGAGUCGAGAACCGGAAGAGGAAGGGAGGAAGGAGAGCCGGUGCAAGGGGGUGUUCCCGGGAGGGAGCCCUCUCCCAACCGACGCCCGCCGGUUGGACUCCCCCGAGCCGAGUCGAGUGCGAGUCCCGGAGUUCAAGCCGUGGCCGGGGAAGGAGAGAGAGCGAGCGGCGGAGGCCGGUGGUGCCCGGGACGGGGCUCCGGCAUCCCAGCCACCACCCCUCCCAUCAGCCUCUCGUUCCACCGUUACCGCCGCCUCAAGGAUCGGUCGGCCACUUGGGGACCCUGUCCCGGCAGGAGAUGCAGAGCCGUGGACCCCGAUACUCUGCCCUGCCUGGGUAGGGGAGCCGCCGCGGUCGCUGAGCAGAAACCGGGCCUGCUCCCCCGAGGAACCCUCCCGGCUGAGGCACCCCGAGACCUCCGCCGUGGCCGCUGACCGAUUCCCCGAGUAUCCUCAGGUCACCCUGGCGCGGAGGAGGCCGUGGGCCUUGGGGAGCUCCCACCGCCGCUCGGUGCUGGAGCAGCCGGGCCGGCAUCGAGGAGCUCCCCAGGACGGGAGGCCGUAAUUUUAGCGGCACCAGAGCUGGCCGCUGACCUCGAUGGGGACCGGUAAACAGUUGGGGUCUUUUUAUCCCGUCCCUGGGACUCAACCCCUAUUCAACUCUUCCUCCACCCCUGCCGUUUGGUCCGGUGGAGAAGGAGGACAUUGGACAAGAACUCUCUGAACGAGCCCACGGCCUUUUCCUGCGGUAAGGUGACUCACAGCGACAGCUUUGGCAUCUCAGGUGGAUCCAGAGGCUGCCGACUGGUGGGAAUCCCACCUGCAUCCCAUCCGCUUCGAGUGGGGACCGGCAGGGACGAAGGCUCAUCCGAACAGGUGAAAGGACCGGCCCGCCCGCGCCGUCCAGGCAGGGAUGGGCUCCCCGCCCCUGGGCUGCUCUCGGCCGUGUUGGCCUCCCUCUCAAGGCGGUGGCUUUCACAACAGCUGGGCUCGGUUCGGGUGUAUUUUAAACCACAUUAAAAAGACUCUCUUGCCUUAA
This is a messenger RNA of Tachyglossus aculeatus (Australian echidna), 1266 nucleotides long. RefSeq lists its product as uncharacterized. The transcript has 3 exons. Bases 1 to 792 code for a protein of 263 amino acids. The record is from RefSeq and is a predicted model, not a curated record. NCBI's taxonomy places the organism in Eukaryota, Metazoa, Chordata, Mammalia, Monotremata, Tachyglossidae.